AUGAACACAGGCUACGGCAUGCCAUCGCGGCGUCGUCCACGCGGACCUCUGCAUCCUCGCAAUCGUCCUCCGCCGUCCUCGUUCGAGGACUCUCUCGCGACUUCCCUAUCACAGCAUCAGCCCGAAGAAUCAUCGUCUUCCAUGAUGCCGCCGCCUUCUUCGACACCCAGUGGCAAGAAGCGCGAAUGGAACGCCACCAUCGGCCGAGGCGGACUGGGUUCGCUGCCAUGGGAGCAGGUAGGCCCCUCUUCUUCGUCGGGCGCCUCGCAGCAGAACAACGACUUUGCCAAGGCGGAAUUCAGCUUCCAAUCAGGGAUGGCAUUCCCCACCAGCACUUCCUCUACCUCGAUGGCCUCCUUCGCAUCCAUGCCCUCGUCAAGCAGUUCCAGUUCGUUCGCAAGCUUUCGCCAGCAGCACACGCCCAUGUCCGCAAGUCCAACCAGUUUUCGCACCGCCGCCGACGCCGAUCAGUCCGCAUCGUACUCUGCACGCGACACCAUCUUCUCUCGGGGGCAUCAGACAGCUCAGGCAGCGCUGCGCGAAUCAUCCCGAACAACACAUGAUCUGAACAUGGUGGUGCAAGAUGAUCAACCUCGCAAGCGCCGUCGCGGUCUGGCCGGGGCGAUUGUGGACACAGCGCUAAACGCGGCACUGUAUACAGGCGCCGCUGCGCUCACCGCUUACUCGCUCUGGACCUCAUGGGGACAAUCGGGCGAUAGCGAGAAUCAGAGCCAUCAUCCCGACGCUGGGCCCGAAGCCGACAUGGGACAGGUCAUCUCGCAAAACAAACGGCCAGCGUCCAACAGUGGCGCUAAUCUGCACAGAGUGCCACCGGGGGGCUUGGAGGAACCCCCACCGCCGUACUACGAAGACCAGUCCACGCCUUCGAAACACCCGCAGCAGCAGCAGCAGCAGCAGCAGCAGCAACAGGAACAAAAACCAUCGACGCCACAGUCCAACUCGGCACGCUUGCGCAAAGUCUUUGUUUCCUCGCAGCGCAAUCGACGGCGACCGACAUUUCAGGGUUCGAAAACGCACCGACAGAGUACGCCGCGAAAAGCUCUUCCGGACGCCUUCCGCUCUCCAGCGCUCGCCAGUGGCUCUGAUACUGCUGCGAGCUCGAGUCAGACGUUUGCGCCUGCCGAUUCGGCAGUGUCUCGCUCUGCCAGUACGAAUAACAACAGAGCGGAAGAUGAUGGCGAUGUUGACGUCGACAGGGGGAUAGGAGGGGACCAGGAGGAAGACGAGGACGACGAAAUGCUCUUGCGCUUCGAAGCAAAGAUGAACGCACUCAUCGCGGAGGGGCAGGCGGCGCUCAACUCGACGCCUGUGCUCCAGGAAGCAGAUCUUCACGAGAUCGACACACCUUCGCCGAGCUUAGGGCACCUCGGGCUGAGUGGCUCGCGCUCCAUGGGUCAGCAUCUUCCUUCUCGCGCAUCGCAGCGCUUCGACUCGUCGUUCGAUUCGCCGUUCGUAACGCAGCAAGAGACGCUGAAUGUCGCCUCGGCGUCCAGCGGUGUGGCGCGCUCCAGUUCGCAUCCGGAGCAGCUGGCGGGGCAGGGCGCGGUAUUGCCGGAACCGGUCAAGCGCACGUUUGGCACACAUACGCCUGUGGGCGGCGCGCAUGGGCUGCGACACUCGCACUCUGCGUUCGAUUUCAAGUUCGAUACCCAGCCGCAACGGGAGGCGUCGGCGUCGACGGGUAGGACCUCACCCUUUGUCUUUGGACGCACCGACGUGUCGUCCGGAGCUGCCAGCCCGUCCGUCAGAGCUGCCCGGCGAGUCACUGAUUUCGCCGGAGCACAGGGCGCCGGUGGUAGCCCGUCGAGUCGCAUCCCCAGAUCCAUUUCGAGAAAGUCAACGAUUCAGCCCCGACCGUCUCAGUUCUAG
This is a messenger RNA of Sporisorium graminicola, 1890 nucleotides long. RefSeq lists its product as uncharacterized. Lineage: Eukaryota; Fungi; Basidiomycota; Ustilaginomycetes; Ustilaginales; Ustilaginaceae. The transcript has a single exon. The record is from RefSeq and is a predicted model, not a curated record. The coding region runs from base 1 to 1890 and encodes 629 amino acids.